CUCCAGCCCUAGAGACGCGCCCCGCGUUGCUAAGGGAGGCGUGGGAGGCUGUGGAGCGUAGAGGCUGCGGACGCCCUCCGCCUCGGCGUCCUCGGUUGGCCUCAGCUCCUGGCCCGGCCGACCCGCCGGUGGAGAUUAGGAAGUGGCUGCCUGAACUAUUUUCCAAAAGAUAAACAUUACAAAGUAUUGAAUACGGCAGCUCACCAAGAAGAUCCUACUGGUUUAGGGGGAAAACAACUUCCAGCAGCCACAAGGAAUGCUGUUACUCAGGUGCCAUCUGAAACAAGCUUCGCCCCAGAAGGUUUUGUGCAGGUUCUGUGCAGCGAUGGGGAAACUACAGAGCAAACUCAAACACAGCACUUACAGAUACAGACAGUUGUGGCCUAUAACUGGAGAACUGGACAUGUGGUGAAAAGGUUCAAAGGACAUGACCGUGAAAUCACCAAGAUUGCCUGUAUUCACAAGUCAAACCAGUUCUUCAGCGCCUCUCGCGACAAGAUGGUCAUGAUGUGGGAGUUGCAAGGCCCUUCACAACCAAGGCAGCAGUUCUCCGGCCAUGCCAUGGUGGUCACUGGAUUGGCUGUGAGUCCAGGUCACUCACCUGUGCUGGGUCCCCAGAGAACCUUAUAUACUCCAGACUUCUGAAGACAAAACCAUCAGAUUGUGGGACAGUCGGGGGCUGCAGAUAGCUCAUACAUUUCCCACAAAGCAGCACAUCCAGACCUACUGCGAGGUCAGUGAGGAUGGACACAGGUGUAUCUCUUGCAGCAGCGGCUUUGGAGGGGAAGGCUGCGAAGCCACGUUGUGGGACCUGAGGCAGACGCGGAACAGAAUCUGUGAGUAUAAAGGCCAUUUCCAGACUGUUGCAUCCUGUGUCUUUCUACCAAGAGCAUUAGCCUCCAUGCCUGUAAUUGCUACCUCAUCACAUGACUGCAAGGUGAAGAUCUGGAACGAAGAUACUGGAGGGCUCGGAAUAGGGAAGGAUCCAUCCAAGCUGAGGAGCAGAAGUGACUUCAGCGGCGCCCUGCCUGCCCGCCAGCGUAAGGCAAUGUGUGAGCCAAGGCGGUGUAGUCAGAGGGGAUGGCAGGAGACCAGCCCAGCGCAGAACAGAGGCCUGCAAAGAUGAGUGGACUUCGACCCCCUUAGAGAAAAAGCAAGAGUGACUCACAGGAGGAAGAUGUAACCAAAGCUUCCAGGCUGUCUGUCCCCCGUAAGCCCAGACAGUCCAAAGUCAGCAAAGGGGAGAGGAGGAAAACCUGAGCUGGAGAGCUGGCCAAGAGCUGCCUGAAGACCAUGCAAAUGAGACCCGCCCACAACUGCCUGGAAACCAGGCCUGGAGAAGCCAGAGCCCAGAGCACAGGCUGCAGGGCUGCGUUCGGGAAAGGAGGAGGAGGAAGUGGGCGAGAUUCCGAGGGUGCAGGACAUCUCCUGCCAGACCUCCCGGUGUCCGGACUGAGGAUGGCCGAGCUGCAGGGCCGGGAGCCUGAGUGCCCCGUCUGCUGGAACCCCUUCAACAACACCUUCCACACCCCUAAAGUGCUGGACUGCUGCCACUCCUUCUGCGUGGAAUGCCUGGCCCACCUCAGCCUGGUGACUCCGGCCCGGCGCCGGUUGCUGUGCCCGCUCUGUCGCCAGCCCACGGUGCUGGCCUCCGGGCAGCCUGUCACUGAUUUGCCCACGGAUACUGCCGUGCUCACCCUGCUCCGCCUGGAGCCCCACCACGUCAUCCUGGAAGGCCGCCAGCUCUGCCUCAAGGACCAGCCCAAGAACCGCUACUUCCUGCGCCAGCCCCGCGUCUACACGCUGGACUUGGGCCCCGAGCCUGCGAGCCAGGCUGGGCUCCCCCAGGACACGGCCCCUACCAGCAGGCCGGCGCCCAGCCCCAGCCCCAGCCGCUCCUCUCUGAGGCAGUGCUUCCGCAACCCGCAGUUCCGCAUCUUCGCCUACCUGAUGGCCGUCGUCCUCAGCGUCACCCUGCUGCUCAUCUUCUCCAUCUUCUGGACCAAGCAGUUCCUCUGGGGUGUGGGGUGAGCGUCUGCUCCAGACAAGGAACCAGGCCUUUCUUGGCUGCCGCUGAGCAGGGGGACUGCAGAGCCUCAUUCGGGAUUGGCUUCCUUUGUAGUAUUGCUCAGUUUUACAACCCAGGGAUCAGCUAGGCUUUGCGUCUGCUUCUAGGAACAGAGAAUCUGGCAGUAAUGAGAACCUCUGAGAGCUGAAGGGCUGGGGAAAGAUAUGAAGAGAGCUCUGGGUCCUGGAAGCACAGAGAAGCAGAUCUGUGAUUACAGAGCUACUUAGCAAGUUGUGCCAAAGGGCUGGACAAUGGUGUCCAGAACCUAACCAGCCCAGAGAGCAAGUUGCAUUUCUUACUGGAACUGCUUUGAACUCAGUUCACAUUUUUUUUUUUUUAACCCUGAGUUGCUCUUUUUACUGUUUGUUGCUAAAAAACUUGGAAAGUGGACUUCAACUGUGAGCCAGUGUGUGUGUCCCCCCCCCUUUCAGUUUUCUCUUUGGAUGUCUUGUCACCAGUCCCAGUAAAAAUGGCCCGCAUUCAUUACAUCAUUCACUUACUCAUUCAACAACCAUUUGGCCGGUGCUCUGUCAGGACUAGGGGAAGAGAAGCCUAGGAUCAUCCAGGGUGGCCGUCAGAGUCCUUAUCAGCAAGGGCACCCUCACUCAGCUGCUUCAGGUACAAGACGACCUCUUGUCAGUAUGUGAUUUAUAAGUGUUGAGGAUAAAGGUUUUAAGGUGAAAAAACCAGAAUCAGUGACUUGAAGCAAUCUGUGAUUUGGAGGAAAAGGUUUUUAUUUCUCCUGGUAGGUGCAGGGUGGAGCUGAUUGCUCUCCCCUAACCAUUGUAAUUCUGGCCUUAGGAGCUAAGGCAGAAACCCCAGGUAGAGUAAAAGCCUUAGCUCCCAUCCCAGGCCUUGCAGGGGCGGGGACCCGGUUUUCAUUUUUAUAUGACAGAAUCUAGGAACCAAGGAAAACUAGGCAGAAUUUGGAUGCUCGGGGUGCUGCUUGACUACAAGUUGCUACUUCUGCAAUGUCUAAAACCCUGAUUUCUGCCCCCCCCCCUUUUUUUGGUCUUUUUAGGGUCGCACCGGCAGCACAUGGAGGUUCCCAGGCUAAGGGUCGAAUUGAAGCUACAGCUGUGGUCCUACGCCACAGCAACUCGGGAUCUGAGCCGUGACUGUGAUAGGUCCUACACCACAGUUCAUGGCAAUGCUGGAUCCUCAACCCACUGAGUGAGGCCAGGGAUCAAACCUGCGUCCUCAUGGAUACUAGCCGGGUUCAUUUCUGCUGAGCCACUACGGGAACUCCUGCUUCCCCACUUUAAAUAUCAUCUGGUUGCUUGGGGCUCUGAAACAACCUCAAAAGCAGUUAAAACACCAUCACGAGAUUUUUUUUUUUCUUUGCUUUGUAGAAUAACUAUAGAAUAAGGCCAGAUAUUGAGUUGGUUUUAUUUGCUCUAACAUUUAAUAAAGGUAGCUUCUAUAAAUUCUUAGGGGUCUUAAUGUUCCAGAUAUUCCAAAAUAGCCAAGACAUAUACUUCAAGUUUAGGAAAACCAAGCGGUCUUGAGCUCCACCAUGAAGAAAAAAUUCUUCAUUAUGAAAUUGGAAAGCCACCUACAUAUCCUGCCAGGGGACUAGCAUCCACCUUUCCACUUGCGCCAUCAAAGAUAAUUACAUGAAAGCUGGGACUCCACCUCUCCCCACUGACUUCAUUUCUUUACACAGCCUUCCUCCAUAACUUUGUGGCAGGUAAAUUAGGCAGUGAUCUCACCACAUUGUCAGAGCCAUGAGGAUCCGAGAGGAGCUGGGGGAUGCUCAAGAAGGGGCAUUGCCUCUGUAACUAGGGCCUACUGCUCCUGACGGCAAACAGGAUUCAUCCCAUUUCAUAGAUGAAACUGAGGCUCCUGAAGUUGAGCUGCCUUGUUCAAUGUCAUCCAGCUCGUAUGUGUGGCCUUUCAGUCAAAAUAGAACUCACAGGGAGGGGAGUUCCCUGGUGGUCUAGUGGUUAGGAUUCCGCACUUUCACUGCUGUGGUCUGGGUUCAAUCCCCGGCCUGGGAACUGAGAUCCCACAUUAAGCCACAGCACACUGAGGCCAACAUCCCAGCCCCCAAACAAAAACACAAAAACAAAACAGACUUAUACUCUUGGAGUGUCUGAUUCACCAAAUAAAACUCAGCUUUGAGUAUUUUUUACUGGGGAAGCCUAUACUAAACAUGGCAACUUCUGUCUUCAUCUUCAAUAGUUCUAAUAUUGGGGCAGUGCCAUCCUUCCAGAAAGCAUUUAGAAAUCUUUGGUACUCCGAGGCAGGGGCUGUUGGUACUCCAGAGGUAGGGAUGCUAAGACACGCUGCAAGGCUCAAAAUUCUACACAACAAAAUAUCAUCCAUCCUAAAUUGCCAAUAGUAUCCUAUUGAAAAACACUAGGUUUCUUGUAAGUUCUCCAAGUAGAAGGGGUAAAAUUAGAUUGUGAGGAUGAAACAAGACGUCUGAAUGUGCCUGGCAGUGUCGAGGCAGAGUAAGUGUCCUGUCUAAUGAUGGUAUGAUAUUUAUCUCACCAUUAUGAUGAAAUGCCAUACUUGGUUUAUGCUCCUCGGCUAAGUGCUAACAAUGAUAUUUCCAAUGAAGAAAUGUAUAUUCCACAAGACAUUUGUUUUGCCAAAGGCUUAGAGGAAAUGCCUAUACUAAACAUGGCAACUUCUAAAUCUCUUGUUGCCACCUCUAAAUCUCUUGGAACAACUGAAAAAAAAAGUUUUUUUCAUGAAACGUAUAGUAAAAUUUCAACUUGAAAACUGAAACGUUUACCACACUAUAUUCAAAUUGCAUGCUAAUACACUAAUGGUCAUUAUUAGUUUAUACACACUACAAAGGCAGUAAUGAAAAAAUAAUUUUUCAUGGCCAACUGUGGAGGAAAUAAGAGCCCAUUAAUACUUAAGCUACAGUGAAAUGCCCAGUGGAGGGUAGAGCUGAUAAUCCCACAAGUUGAACAGACACACAGGAUAUGCAACUAUUUGGUUAUAGUUGAAAUCAGGUCAAACAGACGAUUUAGCUACACAUCACACACAGUCCGCAUGACAGAGCUAGACAGUCACUCUCAGCCUCCCCAGCACGGCAAAUGAAAAGUGCUAUUUUGAACAUUCAACUAGAAGCCAUCAUAUAAGCCCUUCUUGAAUUCUCUACACACAAUCCUUUUUUUCCAAAUUCCUAUGCUUUUGUGUGAAUUUACUGCCCAAUUUCAGAGUUCAGUGGUUGUAUACGUGGGGUAGAAAGAGGUGAAGGUAACUGCUGCACUGGCAAUGAAGAACUAGAGUCCAGAUACAGUUCAUGGGGAGUCUGGCCCAAAAUGCAACAGCCCAUAUUAAGAAAAAUAAAUAAAAAAUUCACUGACAAUGCUUAUUACUAAGGAGAUAGAAUUGGAGCAAGCCAUAGAGAUUACCUGCUGUAUCUCAAACUGAAAAAUAAGAACCUCUGUAGACUCAUGGCUGGGAUUCAGAAAAUACUUAACUAUACAAAAUCAUUGUAUAAAGGACAGUUUUAUUUUUGGAUGCAGCCAUGGGACGUGGAAGUUCCCAGGCCAGGGGCUGAGCCCAUGCCAUAGCAGCAACUUACACCACAGCAGUGAAAAUGCCAGAUCCUUAACCUGCUAUGCCACAGAAGAACUCCUAAAGGGUAGUUUUUAUAAUAGAAUUUUACUCUGUAGCAAGUGUGUAAUGAAGGAA
This is a messenger RNA of Sus scrofa (pig), 5725 nucleotides long. The record is from RefSeq and is a predicted model, not a curated record. Lineage: Eukaryota; Metazoa; Chordata; Mammalia; Artiodactyla; Suidae.